AUGUCUGUUUGUAUCGUACGAAAUGAAAAUCUAGCUUUAAUAAUGGAUAUUACAGUUGUUAAUUGUGGAAAUUAUAUUUAUGCUGAAGAUGAUGAAAUAUACAAAGGAAAAUAUUUAGGGAAAAUCAAUUCCUACCAUCAUCAAGUAUCUGGUGAUAUUUACGCUGUAGAUGACUAUACAUUACUAUUAGAAGCAUUUAAUUAUGACGGUAAUGGAAUUGAUACUUUUUUUUGGGCCGGUGCUUCGAAUCGACCUGGACCUCAAGGUUUUAUAGUUCCUGAUGAAUAUGGCAAGACAAAUGUCUUGGACCGAUAUUUUAACAAAGAUUUUACGUUAACAUUACCUGAAGGGAAAAAAAUUACUGAAAUUAAAUGGUUUGCUGUCUACGAUAUUCAAACACAGAAUACUUUUGGUGAUAUUUAUAUUCCAGAAGAAUUCGAACCACCAUCGUUUCAAAAAAUUUCCCAAUUAAAUGGCAAGUUGCAUAAUGUUAACUCUGGUACGGUAGAAAUACUGGAUGCAAAAACUAUACGUAUCCCAGAAUUUACAUACGAUGGUAAGGGAAAAGAAACUUAUUUUUGGAUUGGUGUUGGACCACAACCUUCAUCGAAAGGAAAUCGUGUACCGGAUGAAAGAGGGUACGUGGAUAAUUUAAGAGCAUACAGUUCAGAAGAAGUUAUUUUGGAAUUACCAGGUGAUAUAACGGUUUUCGAAAUUGAUUGGUUAAGUAUUUAUGAUGUAGAAACUCGUGAAAACUAUGGAUCAAUAAAUAUUCCAGAUGGAUUGAAUGUCCCACCUUCACUUAUCAAAAUCACGAAACAUGUGAAAUCUCUACCAAAUUGUUUACAACUUCACAAAGACUUGCAAGUAUCUUGGGAGAUAUUUGGACCAGCUAUCACAAUUGAAUUAGCUGGUCAAGUUGCCGAAGAUGAGUAUAUGGCGUUUGGGCUUUCUGGUUCCAAUGAAAAAAGCCAAAUGUUAGGUGCUGACGUUACAAUUGCCUACAUUGAUGGAUAUCUCGGUGUAGCUGCGGAUUACAACAUUACAGCAUUGGCACCGUGUGGCCAAGUAUUGGGACAAUAUAAGGGUGUAUGUAAGGAUGACGUUGUAGGUGGGCAAGAUAGUAACCAAUUGCAUACUGCCACUCGAGAAAAUGGGAUAAAUUUUAUCACAUAUCGUCGGAGCUUAAUAUCACCCGAUCCAGGUGAUAAAGAAUAUCCGUUGGAUAGACCCAGCUACGUUAUUUGGGCAAUUGGACGUCUAGACGAUAAUAAAGAACCCACUUUCCAUGACAUUUACCCGAAAGGGAAUAUAAAAAUUGAUUUUAACCGAAAAGAGCCAGAAUCAAAUUGUUUUUCAUUCACACGAUCAAAUUCCGUACUUCGUGAACCUUGGGAAAAAGCACAAAUAUUCGAUCGCACAAUACGUACUUUUGUGGCUACAUUAGGUCCAUCAGCUGGUAAACGUGGUUACCAGGGAAUUACAGGGCAAACUUCAACCGCCUUAGCAUGGUAUAUAAAUGGAUAUUUAGUACCUGAAUUGUGGUUACGACGUGGUUUGACUUAUGUCUUCCGAGUUUUUGGUGGCAACAAUCCACAUAGUGCCGAAUUAUAUCAUCCUUUUAUUAUUACCGACGAGCCCCAUGGUGGGUUUGAUAGACUUACAGAUUUAGCACAAGGCAGAGUUCGUGUUUUAGCUGGUGUCGAAUUCACCAGGCGAGGUCGUCCAAAACCAACUGCCAGUGGCCCAUUGUGCUUAGCAAAACAUCGUGAAAGCAAGGAUCGCCGUUUAGAUGAUGAUUUUCCAACAUUCCAAAAAUAUAAUCGAACAUUGGUAUGGACGUGUGAAAGCGGUAGUCCCGCCAUGUUGGAAGUAACCCCAAAUACAUCAUGGCCCGAUGUUGUCUAUUACAAUUCAUUUACACACUCAAAUAUGGGAUGGAAAAUUCAUAUUGUGGAUAGUUAUACAAGGUCCAUAGCAUCCUCAUGCAACUCACAA
This is a messenger RNA of Chrysoperla carnea, 1998 nucleotides long. RefSeq names its product protein Skeletor, isoforms B/C (gene knk). Lineage: Eukaryota; Metazoa; Arthropoda; Insecta; Neuroptera; Chrysopidae. The annotation marks the transcript as partial. The transcript has 9 exons. The record is from RefSeq and is a predicted model, not a curated record.